UGCUUUCUUAAUAAACUUGCUUUCACUUUAUGGGCUUGCCCUGAAUUCUUUCUUGCAUGAGAUCCAAGAACCCUCUCUUAGGGCCUGGAUCGGGACACCAGGAGACACCCUGGAUGGGUUUCCUGAAUCGACAGAUGAGCCUUCCACGCGGGGAGACCUGGAUUCUUAUUGUUUUUGUGGCUCCUUCCGUCUGCACGUGCGGACGGGGCCCCGGUCGCACUCGGGUGGUCAGCCUGGCACCCACAGCGCCGGCGUGUAGGGGGCCUUGGGUGCCACCGAGUCCGGGAGGAAAUCUAGGCCACCAUCUGUCCGGAGACUGGCACAUGUGACCACCCACCCAACAUGUAUUGAAUAACGGCUUGGAGGUCCUUUCUCUAAGACUGCACCGAUAAACGAUUACCAACUGUCAACCUCACGGCCCCUUCGCUUCCGGCCGCAUUGCCGCGCUGCCUACGCCUGCGCACUCAGGGGCUGCAGGCAGGAGGAACGUACCAACUGCGGGGCGGGGGGUGCGCGCGGAGACCCCCGCGAGCUGCGUUCCCGGAAGUAACCCCUGGUGCAUCCUGGAAUCCAGAGCGCCCACUACGGCCUUUGGCCAGGCCCCUGGAUGCGUUCCAGGAGCUCAGGCCUGCGGCGUUUGGAGAAGCACGUUGGCCAACCCGUCGGGUGGUGGGCAAUGGGCCCAGGGGUCAGGGGCCGGUAAACGGCUGGCGGCGGGUCUGCGGCUCUUACCUGCCGAGGAGGCGCCGGCUCUGCGGUGCGGAGUUGCGCCGCACUUCCCAGCUUGGCCAGUGGCUCCGCGGGCUGCCGGCUCCACCCCUCAGGGUGGGGUUCUACUUCUCUUGCAGGCACAAGAGAAGUAGAAGAGUGGCCCCUUUCCUUCUGGACACGCACUUGGGAAAAGGCCUGAUUCAUUUGGAUUGAAGGUUGACUCCCAACAGUGCCAGCUGCACUGUCAUCCUGAAGUACUCCCGUGGAAGAGAACACGGUGGUGUUACUGUUGUACCAGUGAUGACACAAGAUCCCAGAUCUCCCUGAUGGGUCUGCGGGGAUUGAAGAUUGUGAAGCAAUAGCCUAAGGUGACUGAAUUUUGUACUACGUGGCUUUGUACAUGUGAUGCUCUGUUAAAACAUAAGUGGGUGUGAAGGUCCUUGAAUACACCUUGUCUGUGUGGGGACUGGCUGGCUUCGAGCAGGGAACUGGAACCAGGCCUCCUGGCACUGGCCUGGGGAGAGUGGAAGGUGCCUGCUUCGGGGCGAGCACCAGUUGACCCCCAGUGGAACCCCGUGACAGUCCUGCCAGGGCCCAGGCCAUCCCAGCCGACUUCCGUCUCAUGGAGCCUCCAGGGGAGAAGCCGGGAGAGGCUGGCGGGCUGCAAAUCACACCCCAGCUGCUGAAGUCGCGCACAGGCGAGUUCUCCCUGGAGUCCAUCCUGCUGCUGAAGCUGCGUUGCUUGGGACUGGCCGACCUGGGCUGCCUGGGAGAGUGCCUGGGCCUGGAGUGGCUGGACCUAUCAGGCAACGUGCUUACCCACCUGGGCCCGCUGGCCUCCUUGCGCCAGCUGGCCGUGCUCAAUGUCUCCAACAAUCGGCUAACGGGCCUGGAGCCACUGGCCACCUGUGAGAACUUGCAGAGUCUCAAUGCCGCAGGCAACCUACUGGCCACCCCAGGCCAGCUGCAGUGUCUGGCCGGGCUACCCUACCUGGAGUACCUGCGGCUCCGAGACCCUUUGGCCCGGCUCAGCAACCCGCUCUGUGCCAGCCCCUCCUACUGGGCUGCAGUCCGGGAGCUGCUGCCUGGCCUGAAAGUCAUCGACGGUGAGCGUGUGAUUGGGCGUGGUAGUGAGUUCUACCAGCUGUGCCGAGACCUGGACAGCUCCUUGCGUCCCAGCUCCAGUUCCGGCCCCAGAGCCACCGAGGCCCAGCCCUGGGUGGAGCCAGGCUACUGGGAGUCCUGGCCCAGCCAGAGCAGCUCCAUCCUGGAGGAGGCCUGCCGGCAGUUCCAGGACACACUGCAGGAGUGCUGGGACCUGGAACGCCAGGCCAGCGACAGCCUGGCCCAGGCAGAGCAGGCACUCAACUCUGCGGGCCCCACCUCUUCCUUCGUCUUCUGAAUGUGGCCCAUGGCCCAGGACAGCCUGGCGGGUGGCCUCGCUGCACCCAGCUCCCCCCAGCUCCCCUCCCUGCCCCACCCCCAGCUCCCCUCCCUGCCCCCACACUCAUCUUGGUUGCUUCACCCUGGUUACUGGCCGUGUAUGCUGGGCUAUUGCUUUAUCCCUAUCCUGAGAGCAGCCCCUCCCCAUGAUCCCUCCACAUGCUGCAAGGAGGCACUGAAGGUCCUUGAGCAGGUGUAAAGCCUCCCACCACCGGUGCGCCUGUUUCCGCAGCUGCUACCACUCCGGGCUGCUCUAGCCUGCGACUUAGUGGAAGGAGUUACUUCUUCCUGAGGCUACAGGCGAGAAAGGUAGGGAUGGGUCAGCCUCUCGUCCCAGCUGUUGGGAGAGAGUAGGCAGGCUGAGUGGCCCAGAGCACUCCUGGAAGCAGAAGCGGGACUCCCCUGCCUUGCAAAUGUGCCUCUCCAGACUGCUACUGUACUCCUUCCCGUCCCGCCCUGGUACCUUCUCUGCCCUUUCUCGUCCACACAUCUAUUAAAUGCUUCUGUUUUCAUUUGCA
Molecule: messenger RNA, 2672 nt
Organism: Piliocolobus tephrosceles (Ugandan red Colobus)
Lineage: Eukaryota; Metazoa; Chordata; Mammalia; Primates; Cercopithecidae
Gene: LRRC61
Product: leucine rich repeat containing 61
Exons: 5
Coding region: 1334-2113 (259 amino acids)
Biological process (GO): outer dynein arm assembly
Cellular component (GO): cytoplasm
Molecular function (GO): protein binding
Source: RefSeq, a predicted model, not a curated record